AUGACAGAAGUAAUCGGGUGCAACACGCGCGACACCCCUCUGCAGCGCUGCUCGGGCUGCGACAAGCUCUGGUACUGCUCCAAGGCCUGCCAGACGCGACACUGGACGAUCGUCCAUAAGUACUACUGCAAAGGAAGGCGCGGUCCCAAUGCCAAUACCUCAAACAAAGACUGGCCAGAGCAACAGAUGCCAGCACGUGUCUACCCUCACAACACGCAUUUGUCAAUCAAUCUCAAAGCCAUGGUAGUCGAAAACCACAUCGCUCGGAGCGAUGGCAGUGGAUCCGGAAAAGACAUUCUCUUAAACCAAGACGAGGCGACCACCUAUAAGCUCCUAAUCGAGAGCUUCCGUGUAUGGGAUGAGACAAAGCGAUACAGCCUCGGACUCAUUGAAGAUCCACGUAUGUCUUAUUACAAUGCCAGCGUCAAGCACUGUACCGGCUACCUCUUUGAAGGUCUGAUGAAGCACAUCGAGAAUGCGGAGAAGAUGCCAGAGAUUUUGCCGGUGUGGUGGGAUCAGAAGAAGCGGGGCGAUUGCGUCAAGACUGCGAGGGAGAUGUAUCACUGGGAUGAUCUCAACGCAGGUGUUCCUGCAGAGGUGAAUGAGUGGAACCGGUAUGGAGGACCAUGCUUGAGGCUGCCGCUACGAUUGUUAGGCAUGAGGAUCGAAGGCAUGAGCCAAUUUGAGGCGGUGCUGAUGGGAUAUCUUCAGGUGUCUGGGGCGGGCACGCCGAAUCAGUUAUUCCAUGCCAUGAGCAUGGUCUAG
Cucurbitaria berberidis CBS 394.84 is the source of this 765-nucleotide messenger RNA. RefSeq lists its product as uncharacterized. The transcript has 2 exons. The record is from RefSeq and is a predicted model, not a curated record. The coding region runs from base 1 to 765 and encodes 254 amino acids. Lineage: Eukaryota; Fungi; Ascomycota; Dothideomycetes; Pleosporales; Cucurbitariaceae.